Molecule: messenger RNA, 2313 nt
Organism: Fusarium sp. VM40
Lineage: Eukaryota; Fungi; Ascomycota; Sordariomycetes; Hypocreales; Nectriaceae
Source: the annotation of a GenBank genome assembly
AUGGCCGACUUCAAGCUGUCCGCGCAAUUGGUCGGCCACGAAUCCGAUGUUCGAGCCGCGAGCUUCCCCUCUCCCGAUACCGUCUUAACCGCCUCUCGCGAUAGCAGUGUCCGCAUAUGGCGUCGCACCCAAGCAUCUCCUCCAAAUUUUGACGCAAAUCUCCUGAGCCGCGGCUCCGAAUAUGUCAACUCCCUUUCCUUCUUCCCACCGUCGAACGAUCAUCCAGACGGCUAUGUUGUCUCUGGUGGCAAAGAUACCAUCAUCGAAGUCAAGUCUCCCAAGGCAACCAGCUCCGACAACGCCGAGCGCCUUCUGGUCGGCCAUGCCCACAACGUCUGUACCAUAGACGUUUCUCCUAACGGCACAUACCUGGUAUCUGGUGGUUGGGAUGGUCAAGCGCGUGUAUGGAGCCCCCAGAAAUGGGAGACCGAGUUCAGUCUCAGUGGCCACGAAAGCAUGGCGGUCUGGAGCGUCGUUGCGCUCGAUGAUCACACGGUAGUGACCGGAUGCGCCGACAAGAACAUUCGAAUCUUCGACUUGCGGCAAUCUACCGCUGGAGAAGUGUCGCCCAACUCAACCAUCCAUACACCCGACGUUGUCCGUGCCCUCUGCCGGGUUCCUCAAGACCACCCCAGUGGUGCGGAUAUCGCGAGCGCAAGCAACGAUGGUACCAUCCGCCUGUGGAAGUUGAAUGGCCAGCAAGUCGCCGAACUUCAUGGGCACGAAAGCUUUGUUUAUAGCUUGGCCAGUCUCCCAACUGGCGAACUAGUCAGUUCGGGAGAGGAUCGCACUGUUAGAAUAUGGAGGGGCAACGAGUGUGUGCAGACCAUCACCCACCCCGCCAUCUCCGUAUGGACAGUCGCAGCCAACCCCGAAACCGGAGAUAUUGUUACAGGUGCCAGCGAUAGCAUUGCCCGCGUCUUUACACGAAACCCAGAACGAACUGCCGACGAGGCGACACUCAAGGAGUUUGAGGAGUCUGUGAAGUCGUCAUCAAUCCCUCAGCAACAGGUUGGAGGUGUCAACAAGGAGAAGCUUCCAGGCCCAGACUUCCUAACGUCAAAGUCGGGCACAAAGGAGGGCCAAGUCCAGAUGAUCAAGGAGGAUAACGGCGCUGUGACUGCUCACACCUGGUCAGUGAGCCAACAACAAUGGAUUAAUGUUGGAACAGUCGUCGAUGCUGUUGGCAGCACUGGUAAGAAGGUCGAAUACCAGGGAAAGAUGUACGACUACGUCUUCGAUGUCGAUAUUGAGGACGGCAAGCCUGCUCUCAAGCUUCCUUACAAUCUCUCUGAGAAUCCCUACGAGCGGGCGACCAAGUUCUUGGGUGAUAAUGAGUUGCCUCUCACAUACCUCGACAACGUGGCCAACUUCAUCACCGAAAACACCAAGGGAGCUACGCUGGGCCAGACUGCAGAGUCUGGUGGCCCUGAUCCUUUCGGUACCGAGUCAAGAUACCGACCUGGUGAUGACGCUCAGCCUAAGGUGCUUCCUCAGAAGGACUAUCUCAGCAUUACGGCAGCUAAAUACGAAGCUAUCUUCAACAAGAUAUUCAGCAUUAACAAGAACAUGAUCUCAUCGGGCCGUAAAGAUGCUGCCCUCAACCCAUCAGAUGAAUCCACGCUAUCGGAUCUACGCACUGCGCUUGAAUCGAAUAAGCCUGUUCCCCAAACCGCAAUUCCUCUCCUUGUUCGCAUCCUCACACAAUGGCCUUACUCGGACCGUCUAGCUGGCCUAGAUCUUCUUCGCUGUGUCGUCAAGUAUCCCCUUGUUGCUCAGUUCACCGACCCUUCUGCUGGUUCCCUUCUCGAUCUUGCAUUUGCAGCAUCACUCCCCCAAGGCGAAACUCCCAAUGAAAACGCAGCUAUGAUGGGUCUCCGAACCGUCGCCAACAUCUUCUCCACCGCAAAUGGUCGCUCGGUUGUUAGUGCUCAGUCCGACGAAGCCAUUUCGUUCCUGGAACGUAUCAUUGGUGUAUCUUCAGAGCCCAUCGGCCCCUUCAACCGCAACAUCCUCAUUGCUGCUACCACAGUCGCAAUCAACCUCUCCGUCCUUGUCCAUCGCGAACGCCUUCUGGCCCCGGAGCAGCGUCGCCGUCUCGCCAUCCUCCUCGGCAAGAUCCUCUCUCAGGAUGGUCAAACAGACUCAGAGGUCCUCUACCGUGCCCUCGUGGCGCUCGGCACACUGCUCUCGGCGUCAAAGGCUGAAGCGGCCAAGCUCGGCAUCAAGGGGUGGAUCCAGAGCGCUGUUGGACGCAGCUCUGAGGAACGUGUCAAAUCAGUCGCGGCCGAGUGCGCUAAGGUGGCUCCAUGA